GGGAUGUAGUUCAGUGCAAAGGGCCUUGGUUCCAUUUCCCCUAUUGCAAAAGCAAAGGAUAAGAAAGAACUCCCAUGACAGCUCUUGGUUUAGCUCUCAUGGAGUGUUGUUGGGAGCUGUGGUCGGUACUCCAGAGACCUGGCGGGAAGUAGCUAAGAAGACAAAAAGCCAAGCCUGAGAAGGAUACAUGGGAAUUCUCUCUACCAUUUUUUGCAACUUCUUCUGAGCCUACAGUGAUUUCAAAACAAGUUUAAAGAAAAAAAAUCCAGCACAUGUCAGUUUGGCUGCUCCAUGCCUCCCCACUGGGAGGUGACUCAGAAUGACCACCCCUUUGUAGUGCUGGGAUUCAUCCCUGGGAGAGACCCGGGUUGCUCAGGGGAGGGCUGGCCUCUGUGCUGAAGGUUAGCCAAGAUCUGGAACCAGCUAAUUUCAUAGUUUAAUUUCACUUUCACUUUUGCUUUCCCUCGAAAUGACUGAAGAGCCAGGAAAACGCAAGCGGCGUCUUUGGCUCCCUGGCUUAGGUGCCUGUCCUACCAGCUGCAAGCACUCUGUUUCUCCACAGAGUUGGAGCUGUGAGCACUGCAGCCUGCUGCCUUGCCCUAGGCCCAGAGGAUGGCCGUCCUGGAGCCUUCUGAGUGGCUGGACAGGGAGCUGUACUCCAGACAGCUGCCUGUGCUGGGCGCACCUGCCAUGCAGAGAAUUAGGAAAGCCAAAGUACUGCUGUCGGGCCUGCAGGGCCUGGGGGCCGAGGUGGCCAAGAACCUGGUCCUGAUGGGUGUGGGCAGCCUCACUUUACACGAUCCCCAUCCCACCUGCUGGUCUGACCUGGCUGCUCAGGUUUUUCUCUCAGAGAGGGACUUGGGAAAGAGCAGGGCUGAGGCCUCUCAAGAACACUUGGCUCAACUCAGUGAAGCUGUCCAGGUCCUUGUCCACCCCAGCGACAUCACGGAGGACCUACUGCUGAAAUUCCAGGUGGUGGUGCUGACUGCUUCCAAGCUGGAGGAGCAGCUGAUGGUGGGUACCUUAUGCCACAAACAUGGAAUCUGCUUUCUAGUGGCUGACACCAGGGGCCUCGUCGGGCAAUUGUUCUGUGAUUUUGGUGAGGAGUUCAUAGUGCAUGACCCUACAGAGGCAGAACCCCUGACAGCUGCCAUCCAGCACAUCACCCAGGGCUCCCCUGGCAUCCUCACUCUGAGAAGAGAAGACAAGGAGCAUUCCUUCUGUGAUGGGGACUUGGUGACUUUCUCAGGCAUCAAGGGCAUGGUUGAGCUCAAUGGCUGUUCUCCUCGGCCCAUCUGUGUGCAGAAGGAUCGGUCCUUGGAGAUUGGGGACACAUCAACCUUUUCCCCAUACUUACAUGGUGGGACUGUCACUGAAGUCAAGAGACCUGAGACUGUGAGGCAUAAGCCCCUGGACAGAGCCCUGAUCCAGCCCCGUGUUGUAGCUCCAAGUGCCCAGGAAGCCCACCGUGCCCACUGCCUACAUCAAGCCUUCCGUGCACUGCACAAGUUCCAGAAUCUCCAUGGUCGGCCACUGCACCCCUGGGAUCCUGUUGAUGCAGAGAUCAUGGUAACCCUUGCCCGGGACCUGGGACCACUGAAGGGGGCAGAAGAAGAGCCACUGGAUGAGGCCCUACUUCGAACAGUUGCCCUGAGUAGUGCUGGUGUCCUGAGCCCUAUGGCAUCCAUUCUGGGAGCAGUGGCUGCCCAGGAAGUUCUGAAGGCAAUCUCCAGAAAGUUCAUUCCCCUGGACCAGUGGCUAUACUUCGAUGCCCUUGACUGUCUUCCAGAAGAUGAGGAGCUCUUUCCCAACCCUGAGGACUGCUCACUGAGAGACUCACGCUAUGACGGGCAAAUUGCAGUGUUUGGAGCUGGUUUUCAGGAGACACUGAGUCACCAGAACUUCUUCCUGGUGGGUGCUGGUGCCAUUGGCUGUGAGCUACUCAAAGGCUUUGCCCUAGUGGGCCUGGGAGCUGGAGCCAGUGGAGGCGUGACUGUUGUAGACAUGGACCAUAUAGAGUACUCCAACCUCAGCCGUCAGUUCCUUUUCAGGCCCUGGGACAUUGAUAAGCCCAAGGCAGAGGUGGCUGCAGCAGCUACCAGGGAUCUGAACCCAGACUUAGAGGUGACUACAUAUGUCCAAGUCCUGGAUCAUACCACAGAACACAUCUUUGGAGACAAUUUCUUCUCCCAUGUGGAUGGUGUGGUUGCUGCUGUAGAUAGCUUUGAGGCCCGACACUAUGUGGCUGGUCGCUGCAUCCACUACCUGAAGCCACUGCUAGAGGCGGGCACACAGGGCACUAAGGGCAGUGCUUCAGUGUUUGUGCCACAUGUGACUGAGGUUUACAAAGGCCCUGUCUCAGCUGAAGCUUCUGAGAAUGUCCCCGCCCCUGUCUGCACCGUGCGACGCUUCCCCAGCACAUACGAGCACGUCCUGCAGUGGGCUCGGAAUGAAUUUGAGGGACUCUUCCAACUAUCUGCAGAGACCAUCAGCUGCUACCAACAGAGAUUCACUUCCUUGGCAGACGUGGAUGGGCCACAGAUACUGACCUCACUGCAGCUGGUGAUGGGUGUCCUGCGAGUACGCCCGCAGACCUGGCGAGACUGUGUCAUGUGGGCCCUUGGCCAUUGGCACCUAUGCUUCCAUGAUGAUAUCAUACAGCUGCUGAGUCACCUCCCACCAGAUAAAGUGCAUGAGGAUGGAACUCUGUUCUGGUCAGGUCCCAAACGGUGUCCCCAGCCCCUGGAAUUUGACAUCAGCCAAGACAUGCACCUCCUCUACAUACUGGCAGCUGCCAACUUGUAUGCCCAGAUGCAUGGGCUGCCUGGCUCAUCAGAUCAGACUGUGCUCAGGGAACUGGUGAACUUGCUGCUACAGACUGACCCCCAACACCCGGCCCCCGUGCUGGCUAAGUACAGACUAAGGACACCAGCACCUACUCCCCUGACAGGCCCUGAACAGUUGAAAGAACUGCAGGAAGCCCUGGAAGUCUGGAGCAAAGGCCCUCCCCUGAAGCCCCUGGUGUUUGAGAAGGAUGAAGACAGCAACUUCCACAUGGACUUUGUAAGAGCAGCAGCUAGCCUGCGAUCUCAGAACUAUGGUAUCUCAGAACCAGUAGACCAUACUCAGAGCAUGAGAAUUGCGAGCCAGAUCAUCCCAGCCAUUGCUACCACUACAGCAGCGGUAGCAGGGCUGGUGGGCCUAGAGCUGUAUAAAGUGGUGCGCAGGCCACAGCCUGUUGGUGCCUUUCGUCAUACCUACCUGCACCUGGCUGAAAACCGCCUUCAACGCUCAGUACCUUCCACCCCAGCCAUCCAGAAGUUUCAUCACCUGGAGUGGACCCGUUGGGACCGCCUGAAGGUGCCUGCUGGGCAGCCGGAGAGGACACUGGAGUCACUGCUGGACCAUCUCCAGGAACAACAUGGGCUGAAUGUGAGGAUGCUGCUGUAUGGUCAAGCUGUGCUCUAUUCAACCCAAUGGUCCCCUGAAAGUCAGGCCCAAUACCUGCCCCUCAGGGUGACAGAACUGGUUCAGCGGGAGACAGACUGGGUGCCUGAGCCUGGACUGAGGGUGCUGGUACUGGAGCUGAGCUGUAAGGGUGAGGAGGACAACACUGCCUUCCCACCUCUACACUACGAGCUGUGGUGAGGCACCCCUGCACUUGGCUUAACACAGCCCUGUGCAGAAGCCCUAAAUCCUGAGGCCACAGCAGGCACUCAAUAAAGCUUGUUGAAGGAAGGCAGGAGUGGAGAAAAUGAAUGAUAGGACAGCAGGGGCUGGAGCACAUGGCUGUAACAUGGGAAGACAGACCCUCAAAGGGAAAGAAAAGACUUCAGAUUUGCCUGCCUGGACUGUGCCUCUCAGGGAUGCAUCUGCCUCCUGGAGCCUCAGGGGUAUGGAACCAACAGUAUAGAAAA
Fukomys damarensis (Damara mole-rat) is the source of this 3917-nucleotide messenger RNA. It is a transcript of the gene Uba7, whose product is annotated as ubiquitin like modifier activating enzyme 7. The transcript has 24 exons. Gene Ontology annotation, molecular function: SUMO activating enzyme activity. The record is from RefSeq and is a predicted model, not a curated record. Gene Ontology annotation, cellular component: SUMO activating enzyme complex; cytoplasm. Gene Ontology annotation, biological process: protein sumoylation. Bases 613 to 3648 code for a protein of 1011 amino acids. NCBI's taxonomy places the organism in Eukaryota, Metazoa, Chordata, Mammalia, Rodentia, Bathyergidae.